UGAACACGUCACCGUGUAAAGCAACCAGCAACUGGUCCUUCAUAUUUGCUUUACACUGUGAAAGUCUCUAGGAACGGAACAAAUCAGCAUUAUCGCUGGAGCGGAUGACCUCAUUCUGAGAUACGCUGAGCUGCGCUUAUAUUGCAUCGGGCUGAAGCCGAUCAAAACUUGUUACCCGCAGCCGCUGUUGAUGGAAUUACUAAUAAAGGCCCCUGGCAUCCAGCUCUUCCAAGUAAAAUGUCUUCUGGGCAGACGCUUGCCCAGAUGAAUCUCACGUGUUUAUGGCUUGAGACCAUACUUUAUGGAAUCAAUUGCAUAUUAUUCGGUACAUGCGUUUACGUCAUCUCAAUCAAGAGUCCAGCCUACAGUAGGAUUCUGCUCUGUGCUACCUCGUUUCAAUUUGCUCUGGCAACUACACAUGUGAUAUUGAUGUUUGUACAAGCGAUGAUUGCAUUCACAGACGCGACGAAUGCUAUUACCCCUGAUGGGGCAAACUUUUACUAUGCAGCUACCGCAGGAAACCGUGUUUUCUUAUUCUGUCAGUUAAUCUAUAUUUUCAAUGUAUUUACUCAAGAACUGCUUUUGAUAUGGAGACUCUAUGUUGUCUGGAAUCAGAAUAUCAAAGUUUGCAUUGUACCGCUCAUUAUGUGGGUAGCCCACUGCGUCACCGCUUCUAUCGCCGUCGCCUUGCUCGCGCCUAAGCACACCAACAUCUUUUCGCAUACUUUUCGAGCCUUCGCAUUGUCUGGAUGGUCACUCGAGAUGGUCUUAAAUGUCACGGUAACUACUGGUAUCGUAUACCGUAUCUGGCGGACAGGAAAACAGACAGCUGCUCUGACCACCGGCGGCAGCGGCGGCUUCAGGUACAAAAGCACCAUUAUAACGAUCGUCGAAUCUGGGGCGCUCAUCACAACAUGUACAUGUGUGAUAUUCCUUUUAUGGGUAGCGGGUAAUGUUUCAGGGUUAGUGGCAGUCGAUAUUGCAAUGCAAGUCGCUACAAUGACCCCUCUCCUCAUUAUCGUCCGCGCCGGUCUUAAACGCUCUCAUUCCAGUCUUCAAGUCGGAUCAUCCGGGAGACAAUCAUUAUCCUACCCUAGGUCUUUGGAAUUCAACGUCGCUACAGUCAACGAUCACCCAAUGGACGACAUCUCUCAAUGUAGCAGUAGAGGAAAGGAUUAGGUGACAGAGAGAUGUUGGUCUCCGAGACUGCAGUUGAUGUGGAAGAUAUGGAGUUGCUGGUUGGGUUAGCUUCGCGCAAAUGACGCCGAUAGGUAUGAAUGUUAACGU
This is a messenger RNA of Suillus discolor, 1287 nucleotides long. RefSeq lists its product as uncharacterized. The transcript is spliced from 10 exons. The record is from RefSeq and is a predicted model, not a curated record. NCBI's taxonomy places the organism in Eukaryota, Fungi, Basidiomycota, Agaricomycetes, Boletales, Suillaceae. The coding region runs from base 238 to 1179 and encodes 313 amino acids.